Messenger RNA from Phycomyces blakesleeanus NRRL 1555(-), 1040 nucleotides. RefSeq lists its product as hypothetical. Bases 1 to 567 code for a protein of 188 amino acids. The transcript is spliced from 3 exons. Gene Ontology annotation, molecular function: phosphatidic acid transfer activity. The record is from RefSeq and is a predicted model, not a curated record. Gene Ontology annotation, biological process: phospholipid transport. Lineage: Eukaryota; Fungi; Mucoromycota; Mucoromycetes; Mucorales; Phycomycetaceae. Gene Ontology annotation, cellular component: mitochondrial intermembrane space.
AUGAAGUUGUUCAAGUCCAUUCACAACUUCAACUACGAAUGGAGUCUGGUCUCUGCAGCCAAUUGGCAAAAAUACCCAAAUGAAAACUGUCCUCAUGUCCAGCAUGUCGAUGUCCUCAAUCGAUUCGUUGACCCUGAAACCGGAACUCUCACAACAGAGCGUAUUAUUACUGUAGACCAGAAAGUACCUUCUCUUUUACGUAGAAUUCUUGGUGCAGACACUACACAAUACGUUCAUGAAACAUCAACAAUCGAUCCAAAAACCAAAACAUUGAGUAUGAAGAGUAAAAACCUGACACUUUCCAACCUGUUGACGAUUGAAGAGACUAUUGAAUACACUGAACAUCCCGAAGAUCCCCAACAAACUCAGUUCACUCAACAAGCAGCCAUUUCUGCUGGUAGCCUGGUAUCACGUUGGUCUGGAAUUGUAGAAGAAUUGUCUCUCAAGCGAUUCAAGGACAAUGCGGCAGUUGGUAGAGAGGGUUUCUGUAAAGUAUUAGAACGAUUCGUUGUGAUGGCCGAAGCGCAACACAAACCAGUGUCCUCGACCACCGACACGACAAGCUAAAAUAUAACACAAAACGUACACGCACACGCAUAUAUACACAACUCAUACACACAGUACAUUCACUCACCCACUCACUCACUCACUCACUAUACACACACACACAUACAUAUAUAUAUAUAUAUAUAUAUAUAGAUAUAUGGGUGUGUGUAUACGUGUAUAAUUUGCACAUGUCAAAUUCUCUCUCUCUCUUUCUCAUCGUUCUUUUUAUUACUAUUUCUAACCCUAAAAAUUCCUAUUUAUCAUUUAUUUUCUUUCUUUUUGUCAUUUUGUCAUUUUGCAACCCCAAACCUCCUUCAUCAAAAGAAGAAGAAAAAUGAAUCAAAACUCACUCCAAAGGAAACCCAGAAACAAAAUCCAUUAGAUCAUACUUUUAUUAUUCGUAUUUUUAUUCUUGUUCUUGUCCUUGUUCUUGUUCUUUCAAACGCUCUAUUUCAUUCCACAGAAUUCAUAUAUAAUAUUAUCAGUAUUAUUCC